Orbicella faveolata is the source of this 1463-nucleotide messenger RNA. RefSeq lists its product as uncharacterized. NCBI's taxonomy places the organism in Eukaryota, Metazoa, Cnidaria, Anthozoa, Scleractinia, Merulinidae. Gene Ontology annotation, biological process: protein export from nucleus. The record is from RefSeq and is a predicted model, not a curated record.
UACGCUUAGCUAAUCAGCCAGUUUACAGGUAAUCAACGGCCCGAGUAUAUUCAAAAAAUUAAAACUAAAAAUGUACAAUAAUUGAUCAUAUAAAACUAUAAAGACCUAUAAACGCAGAGAACUAGAAAUCUAAAGAAUCAAAUCACAAUAAGUUCCAUAACAUUUGGAAAUUCUCUCAAAAUAUUAAUUGUGAGCCUGCCGGGCUGGUGUAAUUUGAAAAAAAUCUCAAAUACCACAAGUUGUGGAAAAUUCUUACUGAUAACCUGAGCUUCCAUACUGAUUUAUCUACAAUUACUUAUUUAUUAUACGACUUAAAAAAUUACGAACGCGCGCGCCUGCGAGGUAGAUUAAAAAUCUACGAUACAUUGGCUGGCUCUCAGGCAAUCUCAAUGAAGUAUUAAAUUUAAAAUUUUCUCAGUCAUAAUAAAACAUCAAAAAACGAAUACUUUCUAUUCAGUUUGGUGCUGAGUCAUAAGGUUCUUACAAAUGUUUCAAGGAUUUAAGCUGGGUCACUGCCCUUACGGUUAACAUUUUUUACGGCUAACGGUUAAAAUUUCCCAAUUAUUUGGCCCGUUUUAUCCCAGACGAUCCCAGACCAAUCCUCCGGAAACUCCUUCAAUUUUACGAGAGGGGAUUGGAUCGAAAAUCUCAACGCACGCGCACAGGUGAUGGUCACAACGAAAAAUGGCGGAAAAUGCUUCUCCCGCUAUAGCUGCCGAAAAUGAGGAUUCUAUAGGAACAAGUGGCUCUGUGCGAAUUUUAGCGCCGCCGAAGUUUAUGUUGAGACAAGAUACGUCUGGGAGAGUGACGAACGCUUAUCUUGAGGAUGAUGCAGAGGAGGAGGAGGCUGAAAAUGAGGAAUUCCACUCUACUGGAGUAUCAGUUAAGAGAUCAGCAGAUAUGGAGGAAAGAAAUGAUGACUCGGAACAAGAGGAAGCUGCUUGUUCAUCACCAGUAAAAAAGGCAGCAAAACUUGAAAAUAAAAAUAAUGAAGAAACAGAGGAAGUUAAACCUCCAAAGCUUCUAUUUAAACCAUCCAUUCUCUCUGAUGUGGCAAAGAAUUUGACAAGUUCAUCAUCUAAAUUUGAUAGAAAUUCCACAACUUCUCCAGUUCCAAAGACAUUUGGGGUGUCCAGUGGUGAAUCUUCUGCUACAGAGCAGAGCACAGACACAUCACAGCGCUCACAUGAGUCUGCUCCUGGAGAGCAGCUGGCAGGAAUAAUUGGAGCUUCUUCUAAGAAUUACUUUGAACAAUUUCUCACUGGCCCAAAAGAAUCCUCUGCUAAACCCCCAAGUGGAUCAUUUGUAUUUGGACAAAACAUGGGCGAACGAGUUAUGUUUUCUGCUGACAAUACUACAAAGGAGGAAGGACCCAGUGAGACAACAGAGGAGAAACCAACAGACACCAACAGCACUUCUAAGGAUCACAAAACAGGUUCAACAAAAAUAUCAUAAAAUAAUAA